GUUGAAGUUACACCCCUCUCUACUUUCGUCCAAAUUUGUGUGUUGGGGUGCUUCCGGAAGUCGUUGUUAUGUAGAAGUUAGUGCAUUCGACCUCCAAUCGCCAAGCAUGAUCUCAUUGGAAAAAUAGUUGGGUUGCAGUUUAAGGAAUUAUGGACCAGAGACCCAGUUGCAAUGUAUUUGGUUACAUUGAUUGGACGACUGGUCUCCUGCUGAGCGACAACUCAUCAGAGGUAUAUCCGGAACCACAGCAGUCGCCACAUCAACACCAUCAAUCGUCACAAUCACCAACGGCCAUUGCAUUAUCUCCGGGAAUUGCCAUUCCUCGGCUACCUACAGAAUUACCUUCUCAUCCAAAGCUUCAGCCUCAACAAGGACCCGUCACUUCUCCACCGCUAUCCUUACCACUAACACCAAUUGUCCAGCUAACCAACACGUCGACCCAUUGCACUCCUAGCUACACUCUUGCUCCUACGACGGAAAUAGUGAUAAAUAGAUCAGGUAGCAGCUACCCGUUGCAACAAGAUUCGGUUGCUGGACCCAAUUUUCUUUCUCUGUUUGGAGAGUCAUCUAACAAUACAGAUCAUCGUGCGUGUAACUACAACUACCGCUUUCCCUUUAGUCACCAAAGUGGUGCUUCGGACGCACCUCCUAGCCACGUUGGCUGUUCUUCCCUAUUUUCUACACCUAUUCCAGGAUCUAGCCACCAAUCUUAUUCUUCCGCCGUCAUGACCAGCCGUACGAAAUGCAAGGGGAAGGAUCGUCUCUCCAACAAAAGAGGAACGUCAGUUAUGUCAGAACCAACUGAAGAUUUCGGUAGCAGAAGCUGCAAAUUUCAACGCUCACACUCGUCUUCGUUAGCUGAUUACGAAGACCUCCAAUCGACAUUCUUAAGAGAAGUAAGUCGGGAUGAAGAGGAACAAGACGAUGCCAGGAUGUUGACACCAUCCCCUACGCCAUCAGACGAACCCCGAGGAAGCAGAGGUGGCCGGCAAAAUCACAGCGAAAUUGAAAAAAGACGGCGAGACAAAAUGAACACGUACAUUACUGAGUUAUCCCGAGUAGUUCCUAUGUGCAUAACUAUGUCCCAUAAACUCGACAAGUUGACGGUACUUCGAAUGGCUGUUCAACAUCUUAAGACCAUUCGAGGUGCUAUCCAUUCGUACAGCGAAGGGGACUACAAGCCAUCCUUUCUUUCUGACGAAGAGCUUAAACGUCUUAUAUUGCAGUCUGCUGAUGGCUUUUUAUUCGUCGUGGGCUGUGAUCGAGGAAGAAUGUUGUACGUGUCCGAGUCGGUGUCCCAAGUGCUCAAUUAUUCACAGGGUGAUUUGCUAGGCCAAAGCUGGUUUGACAUAUUGCAUCCAAAAGAUGUGGCCAAAGUUAAAGAGCAGUUGUCAUCGUCAGAUCUCAGUCCUCGUGAACGUCUCAUUGACGCCAAAACUAUGUUGCCAGUGAAAACCGACGUACCUCAAGGUCUAUCCAGACUUUGUCCAGGGGCUCGCCGAUCGUUUUUUUGUCGCAUGAAAUGUCGAGCCACCCAAUCUACAAAAGACACCGUUGAGGCUCCUGGCACCUUGUCAUCGAAACAUCGGAAAACACAAAACGUUAGCAAAGAAAAAAAGUACACAGUAGUACACUGCACUGGUUACUUAAAAUCUUGGGCCCCAGCAAAAAUUGGAGUCCAUGAUCAAGAUGCCGAAGGAGAUGUGGACGCAUGCAACUUAUCGUGUCUGGUGGCGGUUGGUCGUGUUCCAAGUCAAAAUUUACAAAAUUGCGGUUCGAGCAGUUCAGCCUUUGGCAAAAAAAGAGCUGUUAACGAAUCAUCACUCCAGCGUCGAUCCUUGAAUUUUGAAUUUAUAUCUCGGCACACGAUCGAUGGAAAGUUUGUUUUUGUCGAUCAACGUGCCACGUUGUUACUCGGACUCUUGCCACAAGAACUAUUAGGAACAAGUAUGUACGAAUACUAUCAUGCGGAUGACAUAGUCGCCCUAACGGAAGUCCACAAGUCUGCUCUUCAGGCAACUGAAAGUGUUACAACAGCGAUUUAUCGAUUUCGUGUGAAGGAGGGAACCUUCGUGCGACUCCAAUCUCGCUGGAAAUCAUUUAGAAAUCCAUGGACAAAGGAUAUUGAAUUUCUCGUGGCCAAAAAUGCCUAUAUAGACGUCGAAUGUGAUGCCAUAAGUCCUUGUACCGACUCGGCUGCCGCAAAUUUUUCCAACAACGAUGUUUUCUACCAAGGUACGGGAACAGGAGGUACACAGACACCGUCUCGGGUUCGCUUGUUCAGUAUGGAAUUGGAAGCUAGUAAAAUUGGACAGACUGUGGCUGAUGAAGUUUUGGACUUCCACCGGUCAAGGUCGCGUUCUUCGACAUCUGCGAUUUCUUCUUCAGCCGUCCGUUCACCAGGAUCGGUUCUUUCGUGCUCAGCUACGGCAUCUCCAUUUUCGAACGUUGGUAGUCCACUGGACCCAGAUCCUAAUUAUCUGGCGACUGGUGCUUUACCAUCAUCAUUCCCUAACGAGGAAGUUCGUCGCCAUCCAGUUUCAGUGGGUGGUUCAUCUAGUGCACAGCCUACCGCAACAGCUGGAAGUAUAAUGAAUACGCCAAGAAAUUUAGAAUCGGUAGCUGCCACCUUGGCCGCGCAGGUUAAUAGCAACGGUAGUGGAAGCAACAGUAGUGGUAGUAACAGUGGAUUACGUGGACUCAGCAAUCACCACAAUCUCAACAAUAACCACAGUCAUGCUAAAAUCAGGAACAACGCUCAGCUUUUACACAUAUUGAAUGAGGCUGGGUUGCAUGCUGAUGAAGACAUGAUGGAAGUGAUUGGUGGGUUAAUGAUGGAUCAGUCACAAAGUUCAUCACGUGAAAAUAGUGGUCCUGGUGAUGGCAACGACGAAGCUGCUAUGGCUGUCGUCAUGAGCCUCUUGGAAGCCGAUGCUGGUUUGGGUGGACCAGUUGAUUUCUCCGGCCUUCCUUGGCCAUUGCCUUAAAUU
This is a messenger RNA of Daphnia carinata, 2990 nucleotides long. RefSeq names its product protein cycle-like. Lineage: Eukaryota; Metazoa; Arthropoda; Branchiopoda; Diplostraca; Daphniidae. Gene Ontology annotation, cellular component: cytoplasm; nucleus; transcription regulator complex. Bases 150 to 2987 code for a protein of 945 amino acids. The record is from RefSeq and is a predicted model, not a curated record. Gene Ontology annotation, biological process: regulation of transcription by RNA polymerase II. The transcript has 19 exons. Gene Ontology annotation, molecular function: protein dimerization activity; RNA polymerase II cis-regulatory region sequence-specific DNA binding; DNA-binding transcription factor activity, RNA polymerase II-specific.